AACAACAACAACAACAAUGAGUUGUCCAGCGGCAAGACAACGCUGAAGCGCGCCUUUGAUGUGGCUUUUCUUAUGAUGCCCGAUGAGCGCAUUAAGCAGAAACAGGCCGAGAAGCAGGCGCGUCUACAGGAGCAGCUGCUCCACCAGCACCAGCAGCAGCCACAGCAGCUCAGCUUGAACCAUUAUCCCACGGAUCUCUCGCCCAGAGCUGCUGCCUCGCAGCCGCCCUCGCCCGCUGCCUUGGAGUACAUUAAUCUGCUGGAGGCACGCCAGCGUUAUCCACAGCUGGCCAUACGCUCGCCGCGCGUCUACGAUGAUCCCACGCUCAUCAUACCGCUGGUGGACUCGCCAGAGGCGACAGUAUCGCCACCGCCGCCGCCACUGCGCAGCGCCUUUACCAAAGUGGCCAGCUCGCUGUCCAGCUCCAGCUCGCCUUCCACAGCAUCGCGUCUGGAGUCGCCAGUGGAUGUUUCCGCACCACCGCUUAGUCCAGAUCAGCUCAGCUGCCAUUCCAUCAGCCCACCGCUGGCUACGCCGCCGCCGCGCAGCAACAGCGCCGGCAAUGGCAACGGCAACGGCAACGGCAGCAUCAAUGUCAACGUCAGCGUGGCCAACAGCUUGCCAGCCAACGCCAUUGUCUACCACAGCUUCAGGCCCGAGUAUCAGUUCAAUGGCGCCUUUCAGGCCGUCAAUCACUCCAUCAAUCCCAUGCAGGCGCUGCAGGCUCAGCAGCGGCUCAAGCAGCAGCUGAUGUACCGCCCGCCCACAGCGCCCAAUGGCCACAGUCCCAAUGGCUGCAGCUCGAAUCCCUCGUCGCCGCCUGCGGGUCCGCCGCCAGAGUUUCUGCAUGCCGCCUACAGCAACUUUGGCCCGCAUCCACCGCAUCCCUUUGCUGUGGCGCAGCCGCUGCAGAAUCCCGCAGCUGCCGCCAUACUCUCCACGCUCAUACCGCCCACGCUGGCGUCCACAUUCACGCUGACUGCGCAGAAUGUGUGCGCCAAGUGCAACAUCAGCUUCCGCAUGACCAGCGAUCUGGUCUAUCACAUGCGCUCGCAUCACAAGAGCGAGGUCGCCUGCGAUCCCAAUCGCCGCAAGCGCGAGGAGAAGCUGCGCUGUCCCGUCUGCCAGGAGACUUUCCGCGAGCGUCAUCAUCUCACGCGUCACAUGACCGCCCAUCAGGACAAGGCCAGCGAUCAUCAGGCCGCCGCCGAGGAGUCCAGCGACAAUGAGAUCAUCAAUGUGGGCGGUGGCACGCCGCCCUCUCGUCGCUCUGGCGCUGGUGGCUCCAAAUGAUCCAAGAAUUUCUUCGGAUACUUUUAAGCAGCAGUCGGCAGCGAGUUUUGUUAAUC
Molecule: messenger RNA, 1349 nt
Organism: Drosophila busckii
Lineage: Eukaryota; Metazoa; Arthropoda; Insecta; Diptera; Drosophilidae
Product: PR domain zinc finger protein 8
Exons: 1
Biological process (GO): regulation of DNA-templated transcription
Cellular component (GO): nucleus
Source: RefSeq, a predicted model, not a curated record